CCACAGGUGCCGCGCCCUCCUGGGGUCACCCCUGGGGGGUCCCGGCCUCUGCACCGCACCCCCCACCACGCCUGAGGUUGCCCAGCACUUGGAACCUCCAUAUUUUGCCGACACAAUGAAAGUCCCGAAUCAGGGGACCCGGAGUUCAUGGGAUGGGGGUGUCCUGGGUGGGCCUGACCUCAUCGGGGCGGCCCGCAGAGGGACCAGCCCCUCCUCAGGGAGUAAGCUGCUGCCCUUGGAGGGGCCCGUGGCCAGAGCUUGAGGGCGGCCUCCAGGGGCGAGUGACCUCGGCGCACGGCAGGCGAGACCAGGGGCCCCAGCCACAUGGCUUCAAGGAACUGACCCCUGCAACAGCGGAGACCCCGCCGACCAGCACCUGUGUCACCCCAGGGCUGAGCACCUGGCUGAGAUGAUGGGUGGGCGUUGCUUUAAGCUGCCGCAUUUGUGUAGAUGUUUGGCUGCAUAGAAGACCAGCAUACUCCCGUCAGGAUGGCGCUGUCAUGGCUGUCAUGUCACCACCCUCUGUCAAAAUGUCAUUUAGACCCACAGGCUGAUGCUUUUACUGGCUCCACCUGGAGGGACUGCUGGGCCAGCUGUUGCCCUUUGGGGUGGCUUCCAUGGAGGUUGUCACUACUGGACACUUCACUGGACCCUGGCCUGUGCACCCGUCACUGCUGCCAAACACCUCCCGGCGGUGUGCAGAUCCCUCCCCUGACUGUGCCCAGACCCACCCCUCAAAUGAUGACAGACCCUUUCCAUGACUGUGCCCAGCUGGACUUGGAAGUGAGGAGUGAGGGGCUUCCUCUCGCUUGGAGCCUCCACGUGGUACCAUCAUGCCCACCAGCAGUUUGGCUAAACAGUGACUCUGAUGAAAGCAACCCAGCACUUCAGGCUCCUAGCGAUUAGCAAACACCUCGCUUCUUGUCUACAAAUGGGCAGUUGGAGUAAGAGGACAGAGGCACUGCUCUUUCGCUUUGUUAUUUUCCCUAAGUUUUCCUUUCUGGAGUCUUCACAAGAAUGGGAACCAGAAGCCACGGCACCGGCCUGGUUCGGGCUCAGCCUCCCGUCCCCUGCGACUGCAGGGGUCAGGCGAGCGGGCAGGCUCAUCCUGGCCGCCAACAGGGACGAGUUCUACCACCGGCCUUCCAGGGCGGCGGACUUCUGGGGGAACAACAACGAGGUCCUCAGCGGGCUGGACAUGGAGGAAGGCAAGGAAGGCGGCACGUGGCUGGGCAUCAACACGCGGGGCAAGCUGGCGGCACUUACCAACUACCUGCAGCCACGGCUGGACCGGGACGCCCGGGGCCGAGGUGAGCUCGUGGCCCAGUUUCUGACCUCAGACGUGGAUAGCUUGUCCUACCUGAAGAAGGUCUCCGCAGAGGGCCACCUGUACAACGGCUUCAACCUCAUAGCGGCCGACCUAAGCACAGAGAAGGGAGAUGUCAUUUGCUACUAUGGAAACCGGGGGGAGCGUGAGCCUGUUGUCCUGGCGCCAGGGACCUACGGGCUAAGCAACGCGCUGCUGGAGACGCCCUGGAGGAAGCUGUGCUUCGGGAAGCGGCUCUUCCUGGAGGCCGUGGAGCGAGGCCAGGCACUCCCCAAGGACGCCCUGGCCGCCCAGCUCCUGGACAUGCUCAACAACGAAGAGGCGCAGCUGCCGGACCCGGCCAUCGAGGACCAGGGCAGGGAGUACGUGCAGCCCAUACUUAGCAAGUACGCGGCUGUGUGUGUGCGCUGCCCGGACUACGGCACCAGAACCAACACGGUCAUCCUUGUGGAUGCAGAUGGGCACGUGACCUUCACAGAGCGAAGCAUGCUGGGCACGGACCCCUCUUGCUGGGAGACCAGCACCCACGAGUUCAGGCUGCAGAGCUAACCCCCGCCCGGGUGUGGCCGGGGCUCCCGGGAGGCCCUGUCAUAGGUACUGCCUGUGACUCGGCCAGCGUCCCCCAGGGCCAGAGCCCUCUGAUGCGUGUGAACUGUUUGCAUCCCCAUGUCAAGCUCAGGGUCCAGCCUUGUGCCAGCGGAAAUGACAGAGGCCCAUGGCCAGGUGUGCGGCAGGCCCAGGUGUGCCGUGCCUCCCCCUGCCCACGCACAGAAGCUCACACAAGGCACACGUGACACCCAUCAUGCACGCGCGCACAUGUUACAGGCAGUAGACGUGUGCACACGUGCUCAGACACGCACACGCUCCAGGCAUGCACCCCCCCAUGCGAGCCAGACACGCAGAGCUGUGCCUCUCAACACCCACACGUGCUUCUGGCCGGUGAGUCUUGCUGUGAUCCCGACAACAAGAGUGGAUGUCUGUUUCAAAGCGGCCCCUCCUCUCCUGGGCGUAGCCAGUUCCUGACCACCAGCCCUGCUCUUGGAGAGGACACGGGCCACAUUUGAAUGAGGAAAACCUCCUCCAUAGCAGAGGCACAGGCCGCUGGGUGGGUCCGGUGGUUCUGUGCGUGCCGGGGGGUCCUGUGUGUGGAGCUAUCCUGUGAGGGGGCAUCCAUGUGCACUGGGCUGCCUCGGCAGGCUCUCAGGCCUCCACCUGUGCAGGGGGGUCAUGGGUUCCGGGCAGGCCCAUCUCAGGGAGGGGACACAGCUGCCCCUGCCAUUUCCCUUCUCCUAGGGAGUUAAAUUUCAUAAGACUCUGUACUUGAAUGUGAGACGCUGAUAAUAAAACUCUGAGGCCGUGGUGAGCCAGUGCAUUC
Eubalaena glacialis (North Atlantic right whale) is the source of this 2702-nucleotide messenger RNA. It is a transcript of the gene TANGO2, whose product is annotated as transport and golgi organization 2 homolog. Bases 869 to 1876 code for a protein of 335 amino acids. Lineage: Eukaryota; Metazoa; Chordata; Mammalia; Artiodactyla; Balaenidae. The transcript is spliced from 8 exons. Gene Ontology annotation, cellular component: Golgi apparatus. Gene Ontology annotation, biological process: Golgi organization; protein secretion. The record is from RefSeq and is a predicted model, not a curated record.